This is a messenger RNA of Haliaeetus leucocephalus (bald eagle), 4365 nucleotides long. RefSeq names its product pappalysin 2 (gene PAPPA2). Lineage: Eukaryota; Metazoa; Chordata; Aves; Accipitriformes; Accipitridae. Gene Ontology annotation, molecular function: metallopeptidase activity. Bases 1 to 4365 code for a protein of 1454 amino acids. The transcript is spliced from 20 exons. The record is from RefSeq and is a predicted model, not a curated record.
AUGCUCUCCAGUCCUCACCAGCUCUCCUCUCUCUCCAUGCCCAUCCCCGUCCCCGCUGCAGGCAUCUUCGACAACUGCUCACACGCAGCCAGCGAUAAGGGCUGGGCGCUGGGCAUCCGCGCCCUGCAGCUCGGCGGCAAGAAGGAUGCUCGCUUCUUCUUCUCCCUCCGCACGGACCAGGCGGCCACCGCCACCGAGGUGACCGCCUACCACCGCUACCGCCCUGAGGCAUGGACCCACCUGGCCGCCAGCUACGACGGGCGGUGGAUGGCUCUCUACGUGGACGGGGCACGGGUGGGCCGCGCCAGUGGGCAGCGGGGACCCCUGCACAGCGCCUUCAUGGCCUCCUGCCGCACGCUGCUGCUGGGGGGGGACGCCUGGGGGACCACGCAUGCUUUCCGGGGACACCUGGCCGGGCUGGCCCUGUGGCGGACUGCCCUGUCCCAACCCCAUCUCCAGCGUCCCUUCCUAGAGGGGCCGGCCAGUGGAGUGGCAGGGCUGGCUCUGGCUGCCGGCUUUGCCAUUCCAGAGGAUCGCUGGGCGCCUUUUCGGGAGGGUGCCUUCCCCCGGCAGUGGGUGCUGCCAUCCCUGCCGUCCCCUGUCCUGCGGCCGCUGGGGCCCCCCACCUGCGGGCAGACUGCCUGUGAUAACGUGGAGCUGGUCUCCCACUACAACCAGCACUGGCCGCUGCGGAGUGGGAAGGUGGUACGGUACCGGGUGGUGAACCUGGCGGAGGAUGACGGCAGGCGGCCGACGGUCAGCCGGGAGCAGGUUUGGCGGCAACACUGGGCGCUUAGUGAAGCUUUCCGGCCUUACAACAUCUCCUGGCAGCUCAGCUUGCUGGAGGUGCGCAACUCCUCCCUGCGCCGCCGUGCCAUCCUCCUGGGCUGCGAGCCCAGCAAGGUGGGCAACGAGCGCUGCGACCCCGAGUGUGAGCAUCCCCUCACUGGCUACGACGGUGGGGACUGCCGCCGGCCCGGCCGCUGCUUCUCCUGGAAGCGCCGCGAUGGCGUCUGCCACAUGGAGUGCAACAACAUGUUGGAUGACUUCGACGACGGCGACUGCUGCGACCCACGGGCCACUGAUGUGGCCAGGACCUGCUUCGACCCCGACUCACCCCAGCGGGCAUACAUGAGCGUGAAGGAGCUGAAGGAGGCACUGCAGCUGAACAGCACCCACUUUCUCAACGUUUAUUUUGCCAGUUCGGUGAGGGAAGAGUUGGCUGGUGCUGCCACUUGGCCGUGGGAUAAAGAAGCCCUUACUCACCUGGGUGGAGUUGUCCUCAACCCUGCUUAUUAUGGUAUGCAUGGCCACACGAAUACCAUGAUCCACGAAGUGGGACAUGUCCUGGGGCUGUACCAUGUCUUUAAGGGAGUGAGUGAGCGGGAAUCUUGUGACGAUCCCUGCAGGGAGACUACUCCGUCUAUGGAGACGGGAGACCUCUGUGCCGACACUGCCCCCACCCCAAAGAGUAAAUUCUGUCGGGAUCCAGACCCCACCAAUGACACCUGCGGCCAGACACAUUUCACAGGAACGCCCUUCAACAACUACAUGAGUUACACAGAUGAUGACUGCACCAACACCUUCACGCCCAACCAAGUGGCCCGGAUGCAUUGCUACCUGGACCUGGUGUACCAGCGCUGGGGCCAAAGCAAGAAGCCUGCACCCAUCCCGAUCCCUCCCAUGGUCACGGGGCAGACGCAGGACUCUCUCAGUAUCUACUGGCUGCCUCCCAUCAGUGGUGUCAUACAUGAGAGGGAGCAGGACACGCUCUGUGACGACUGUGCGGAGGAUGGCACCUUCCGUCAGUAUGUGCACGAGGCCUCUUCCCCUCGGGUCUGCGAUUCCUCUGGCUACUGGACCCCAGAAGAAGCAGAAGGGCCCCCAGAUGUGGAUCAGCCCUGUGAGCCCAGCCUGCAGGCCUGGAGUCCGGAGCUCCACCUGUACCACAUGAACAUGACGGUGCCGUGCCCCCAGCCGGACGGCUGCAUCCUGGAGCUGCGCUUCCUGCACCCCGUCUACCCCGAUUCUCUCACCCUCUGGACCACGUACCUCUCCACGGGUUCUCCCAAGGCGCUGUCUGACAUUGAAGUCCUGACGGAGCAGGGGGAGUCCAUCCAUCUGGGCCCCCUGGACACCUUCUGUGAUGUCCCCUUUACCGUGAAGCUUGACAUACCUAAAAAGGUGUCCGGAGUCAAAAUCUACACCUUUGACGAGAGGAUGGAGAUAGACACGGCCCUGCUGACCUCCAUGCCCCACAGCUCUCUCUGCUCCACCUGCAAGCUGAUUCAGUACCGCGUCCUCCGCGACCCCCCAUUUGCAAACGAAUCCCCUGCCGCCCCGGCACAGGCGCACCGCCAGUUCGUCGACACGGAAGUCACACCUGGGCAGGUGUACCACUACCAGGUGCAGGCAGUCUCUGGGACAACCUCAGGAGAAGCCUCUCCACCGCUUGUCCAUGUCCAUGGAGCACCCUACUGUGGGGAUGGGAAGGUGACCAUGAUCCUGGAAGAGGAAUGCGAUGAUGGGGACUUGCUGGACGGAGAUGGCUGUUCCAGGAAGUGUAAAAAGGAAAAAGGCUUCAACUGUGUCGGGGAACCAAGCCUGUGCUAUGUGCACAAUGGGGAUGGUGUGUGUGAGCCGUUUGAGCGAACAAGCAGUGUCCUGGACUGUGGUCCCUACACGCCCGAUGGAUAUGUGGAUCUGUGGGCAGUGAAAGCCUAUGCCUCCCAUCAGGACGCGAAGUCCUGCCCUGCUUCCUUGGCCACUGGAGAGCCUGUUGUGAAGGUGUGCUUUGAGAGACCUGCAGUGCCCACCUCCCUCCUGGUCUUCCUGGCCUCCGACGGCACCGUCCCAAGCAACCAGCGCAAGCCGAGGGUCACUGUCCAGAUGAGCAACAUAGAUGGGCUGAACCGCUCUUUGGGGAUGUACGAGCUGUCAUGCCAGCACAAUCCCCUCGUCAUCAACGUGACCCAUGACCAGGAGGACGCAUCCCACUGGGCUGCUUCGGUGCUGCUCAACUUUUCCUCCCCACUCGUUGGCAUCGCAGCCGUGGCCUUGAGGACCUCAGCUCAGGCUGGUUCCUCUGACCCCACCACUUGCCUCCUGCAAAAUGAGGAGGGCCAUGGCCACCAGCAUUACAGCUGCAUCCACGGUGCCUGUGCAGGAUUGGGAAGCUGCAUGCAGCCGCUGCUUGCUCACGCUGCCACCCUCAACUGUACCUCUGAUGGCCCAAGGCACAUGGCAUGCACUGUUGCCUGCGAAAAGGGCUUCGUCCUCCGCUCCAGCAAUGGGAAGAGCCUGGGCUCCACGCAGCAGGAGGUGGUGCUGAUGUGCAGCUCAGGAUGGUGGGACAGAUCUGUGACUUGUGACCCUGUUGACUGCAGUGUCCCUGACCAGUCCCAUGUGUACUACGCCGAGUUCUCCUGCCCCAAGGGGACCACCUACCUGCAGAGAUGCUCCUUCUCCUGCAUCCACCCAGCUAAGCUUCAAGGAACAAACCAGUGGCUGACCUGCCUGGAGGACGGUCUCUGGUCACUCCCCGAAGCCUACUGCAAGCUGGAGUGCGACGCGCCUCCAGCGGUGGCCAACGCCAAGCUCCUGGUCCCGCAGUGCCUGCAGGGGAACCACGAUGUGGGCUCCGUCUGUCGCUACAAGUGCAAGCCUGGAUACUAUGUGGCCGAGAACACAGUGGGCAAGCCUAAGAAGAAGUUCCUGAAGGUCCAGUGCCUGGAGAGUGGGCAGUGGGAAGAGGGCCACUGCGUCCCCGUGGUGUGUGAGCCCCCCCCUCCCGUCUUCGAGGGCAUGUACAACUGCACCCACGGCUUUGAGCUGGACAGCCGGUGCGUCCUCAACUGUGAGCCGCAGGGGCAACAGGUUCCCAUCAUCUGCACCAAGGAGGGCUUAUGGACAGAGGAGUUCAAACUGUGUGAGAGCUUAUGGGGCACCUGCCUGCCACCCCCGGAGCUGAAUUUCGUGGAGUACAAGUGCGAGCAGGGACACGGCAUAGGUGCUGUGUGCAUACCCUCCUGUAUUAUACCUCCCAGUGACCCUGUCAUCCUGCCCGAAAAUGUAACUGCUGAGACUAUGGAUCACCGUCUGCAGCCCACCAGAGUCCAGCAUAUUGUGUGCACAGGCAGGCUGCGAUGGUAUCCAGACCCCUCUGUCAUUCACUGCAUCCAGUCGUGCGAGCCCUUCCAAGCAGACGGCUGGUGCGACACCAUCAACAACCGGGCAUACUGCCAGUAUGACGGGGGUGACUGCUGCUCUUCCACACUGUCCUCCAGGAAGGUGAUCCCAUUUGCUGCUGACUGUGACCAGGACGAAUGCACGUGCCGUGACCCGGCAGCCGAGGAGAACCAGUAG